GGUCGUGGCCGCCGUCCGCAGUGCCGACGGCCGCUACAUGUACGGCACCGUCGCGGGCGGCGACUUACGCCUGGCUCAACCAGACGCAGUGCAGCGUCACAUCCGAGCCCACGGCUUUUGCCGUCGCCGCCGACAUGACCGCCCGCACCAUCCGCGUCUCGCCGCUGCCCGCCGCCGCCGCCCCGCUGGACAUGGACCCGACGCGUGCCCUGGUCAGCAAUUCGUUCCACGCCGUCAGCUACAAGUCCCAGACCCUGAGCACGCUAUACACGUCCGUCAUCGGCGACAACCUCCGCUUCAACGCCCUCAACGUCGCCAGGCGGAGGAGGCAGGAGGACACAGGUGACGGCAGCAGCAGCGGCGGCCGCCAGGCCGGCGAGCAGGACGUCCUGACGGGCCUGCAGGGGGCCCUCGAGGUGGUGCUCGACAGCCUCCUGGGCGCCGUCGGCGCCGCGCAGAUCAUGCUGACGCGCGACACGCGGCCGGCCGCGGCGGCGACCCUGGUCGUCGAGGCUGUGCGCUUCGGCGAGCCCGCCUUCGUGUAACCGUCGGCCGCGCUAGCGGCGCUGCUCCUGGCCGUCGUCGCGUGCGAGGUGGUGCGGCUGGCGUUAUUCGCCGAGAGUCCUGGCGGUGGCGCGGCGGCUCCGGGUGUGGACCGCCUCGACCCCAAGUCGGCCAUCCUGGCGACGGCCAAGGGUUCGCUAGUGGUGACGAUGGACGGCGAGGUUGGGGCGCUGCGACUGUCAAGGGCAUCGGGACGCCGGACGGGGCGGGCACAGAGACUGCGGCAGCUCGGGAUUCACAUCAUCGGCGCCGAUGGAAGAUGCGCCCUUGCAAGGCCUAGCACCAGUCGGCCACCACUAACCGGUCCAGGACCACAGCAUGUUCAACGCGAUCCAGUUUUGAAUAGCCAUGACAAGAACAUGAUACCCUCUGCAUUCAUCACCUGUCUGUCAUAGUGCCCCAGUUCAGCGUAAUCCCUCAACCCGCCCAGCCUUUGGCUAUCAUACUUGCUGCUAUUGCUCCCUUCAAAUUCC
Molecule: messenger RNA, 1037 nt
Organism: Gaeumannomyces tritici R3-111a-1
Lineage: Eukaryota; Fungi; Ascomycota; Sordariomycetes; Magnaporthales; Magnaporthaceae
Exons: 1
Coding region: 135-545 (136 amino acids)
Source: RefSeq, a predicted model, not a curated record